Galleria mellonella (greater wax moth) is the source of this 1172-nucleotide messenger RNA. Its product is annotated as serine protease 3-like. Gene Ontology annotation, biological process: proteolysis. Gene Ontology annotation, molecular function: serine-type endopeptidase activity. The record is from RefSeq and is a predicted model, not a curated record. The transcript is spliced from 8 exons. NCBI's taxonomy places the organism in Eukaryota, Metazoa, Arthropoda, Insecta, Lepidoptera, Pyralidae. Bases 52 to 1041 code for a protein of 329 amino acids.
AUAGAUAUAUUUUUUGUAGUUUUAACUUUUAAUUAGUGAGUAGUUUGCGUUAUGACGAUGUGGCGUGUUACUGUGAUAAUUGCUUUAUAUGGGACAUCGGUAUUUGCCGAUCCCUUCCUCACUUUUCCUGAAAUUGCGAGAGGUGCUAGUGACACACGUAUAGUGUCAGGAUGGGAGGCCGAGCCCGGGCAGCUGCCGUUCCAGCUGUCCGUGCGGAUGGUGAACGCCGCCGGCGGAGUGAACUCCUGCGGUGGCUCCAUCAUCCAUAACGAAUGGGGCCUCACCGCGGCCCACUGCACGGCCAACCGAAUCACUUUCGUCAUCCGCGCCGGUGCCGUGAACCUCACUCGGCCCGUCCACCUCUUUGAAGCCACGCAGUACUACAACCAUCCCUCGUACAUCGAUGCCCUACAGUCAGUGGUGCAGCCCAAUGAUAUUGGCCUCAUUAGAUUUGGACGAGCUCUCGUGUUUAAUGAUUACGUACAACCGAUCAGGCUUCAAAACUCUGCGGCCAGAAACCGUAACUAUGCGGGCGUGAGGCUGACUGCCAGCGGUUGGGGACGCACUUGGACUGGGGCAAGUGCACCUGAGAAUUUGAACUGGGUGUACUUAACUGGUACCUCUAACAUCGUCUGCUUGGCUGCAUUCGGAGGCAGCAGCAUUAUCCAAGAUACUACGAUCUGUGCCAGUGCCUACAACGUCAGCAGCCAGUCUACGUGCCAGGGCGACAGUGGUGGUCCAUUGACAGUAAUUGAUGAAGAUGGUGAGCUGAGCGAAGUUGGAGUCACAUCGUUCGUAUCAGGAACGGGCUGCCACACCAAUUUUCCAGCUGGUUUCGUCCGUCCAGGCUACUACCACGAGUGGUACUACGAAGUAACUGGUAUCAACUUUGACUGGGAGUACGAACAGCCAACUGAAUCUGAGGAGUCUGUAGAAGCUACAACACUUGAACCAGAUUCAGAGAGCGAGGAAUCUGAAGAAAGCUCAAUUGAAUCAAGCAGUGAAGAGGAUUCGAGCGAGGAAUAUCUUGUAUAUACAUAAAUAUUGACAUAAACGAUAACUCAAAAAGUAAUACAAAAAGUAAUUAAAACUAUGGCCGAGGUUACGAAGAAAACUUAAUUAUUUUUAAUUAAUUUCAUUACAAGACAGUAAACGUAAUUUAUACAGAUUAA